Sphaeroforma arctica JP610 is the source of this 1690-nucleotide messenger RNA. RefSeq lists its product as hypothetical. NCBI's taxonomy places the organism in Eukaryota, Ichthyosporea, Ichthyophonida. The record is from RefSeq and is a predicted model, not a curated record. Gene Ontology annotation, cellular component: periplasmic space. Gene Ontology annotation, molecular function: lyase activity. Bases 20 to 1507 code for a protein of 495 amino acids. The transcript has 2 exons.
CGAUUCUAUAAUAACAAAUAUGAGAUUCUUCAUUGUUAAUUGUGUCCUGGCCACAUACGUGCUCGAGGCAGAAGGCCUUUCCAUUAGGGCUUUACAUUCUGUAGACAGACCCAACACGCUAUAUAUGGAUGGAGAAGACAUGUUAUUUCUAAGAGCGAAUCAGGAUGAGAUUGCUGAUGCAGUCACCGACAUCAUCGAGAGAGCUGAAACAUAUAUGGAGAUGGAUCUUCUAACUGUGCUUGAUAAGGGUAAAGCACCUCCAUUUGACGGAGCGGAAAUUAAUGACUAUUUCAGUUUCUCGCCGUAUUAUUGGUUAGCGAACGAGGCCCCUUGCCUAGACGAGGAUUUGUGUGUCAACGAGUCCAACACUGCAGAUGACAUGGCACGCCAUGAACUGCUCACGGAUAGUGACUUUAAGGAUACACUCACAAAUAAGCAAUACGAGCGUUUAUACAAAGACUUUGCUCCAGCAGCUGAAAAAAAAUGUUACGAAGCAGACGUAUAUGUUAAGUGCGAUGGGGACGUAAAUCCGCACGCGGAUUUGAAACAUGACAAAGAUGCAAGAAAUAGGAUGUUAAGUGCAAUUUAUUCUGGUUCCAUGGCCUUCUGGUACAGUGGUGAGGAGAAGUAUGCCGAAAUGGCAUCCAAGUGGUUGCAAGCUUGGUUUGUAAACAAAGAUACCCGUAUGAACCCUCAUAUGAAUUUCGCUCAAGGUAUCCCAGGCACAGAUAUUUCGGGACAGAAAUAUGGCUUGAUUGAGAUGCAGCGAUUUCCACUCGAUGUGUUCGAGUGCGCGGAAGUCUUGAAGGCAGGCCACAGUAAGCACUGGAGUGAUUCGGACCAUGACAAACUCCAGCAGUGGCAGGGCGACUUCUUGAAGUGGAUGAAGAAUAGUGAGAUGGCUAACGAGGCCGGUGAUACGUACAACAAUCACGCUACGUGGGAGGCGUUCCUGAGAUUUUAUCUGAGUGCUAGAACUCUGCAGCCCGACGAUGUUUGGGAAGCGAUGGGGGAUAUAACAACUAAUGUUAUGGAUACGCAGUUCAGCUAUGAUGCCAUACUGCCGUACGAGACUUUCAGACCGCUCAGUCGCCACUACUACUCAUAUGGUUUGCUGCCGUUGGUUCGCGCUGCAAGUAUCUUGAAACAAUUCUACAAUAGAUUCGGUGAGGGUUACACAAAUCCCGACUACUUUGGAAACUACCUGUUCACGUACACGAAUUUGGGUACUCACGUAUCAUUGUUGGAAGGCAUGUCCAAGAUCCACUCAUAUGCCACAGAGGCUGAGGUAUAUCCAUUCCCAGAUACUGAGACUGACUGGUUGAAAUUAGAAUCCGGUUCGAUAUUCGACUACGAGGAAAUUGUUGUUAUAGGUACGAAAUAUGCCCCCUCCACACCUACCGAUACAUAUUUGGAGGAUCUGAAAAUGAUCAGCGGCUAUGACAAGUCUCAAUCUCGGAAAUCUGCUCUGCGCCUUAUGUUUUCAGACAAUGAAUCCACAAAAUAAAUGCUCACCUGGGUUCGCGUACUGAUAGAAAUACCGGCGAAUGUUAUAAAGUAGAGAAUGUCUCCUUAUAUAGGAGCAAAGUAGAGAAUAUGCCCUUAUAUAGACUGAGCAUCAUCGAGAGUAACAUGCUUUUGGAUAGAAAAAAACGGCAACACUCAAUAAAUGAAACAAAUAUAUAUCCGG